Molecule: messenger RNA, 2116 nt
Organism: Cinara cedri
Lineage: Eukaryota; Metazoa; Arthropoda; Insecta; Hemiptera; Aphididae
Source: the annotation of a GenBank genome assembly
UGGGCAUAAUUAAUAUGUAUUAAUCAUUGUGAUAUUACUAAUUAUUAAUAAUGUAUUACACAAAUGUAUUUGCUACAGUUUAAAUAAUAUAGGUAUAUACGAAAUUUGAUAAUUUUAUUUUUGUGGAUUUUAAAUUUUUAUUGAACCUAUACCGACAAUCAUUAAUUUUUUUCUAUUCUUUUAUCUAUAAAUAUAUUUUUUAGUUUAAAUAGAAAGUGAUUAAUAUUUUGUUAAUGCAAAGAUAAUUAAGAUAAUUUUCCUUUGUUCUAUUUAGUAUUUUCUUGAAUGUUUCUAUAUAUCUUUGUUUAAAUAAGUUUGAAAAAGUAAUGUUAAACAGUAAUGGCUGUGGAAGUUAAUUUUAUUGACAGAAGACAAGCAUUUAUACGUUUUAAAAAUAAUACAUGUUAUAGUAUUGAAAUAAUAUGGAUUACUUUUGAUAAUAAAGAAAAUACUUAUGGUAUUUUAGCUCCAAACAAAUUUUUAGAUGUCAAUACAUAUUCUACACAUUCAUGGAUUUUCAGGUUUGGGUACACAUUUACCUAUUUAUAUUCUCAUAAAUUAUAAUAUUUAUUUAUAGGGAAUGCAUGUCAAAACUUCAAAUGGUAGUUGGCGGUAAAGAAGUAUUUAGUGCAAGGGCUUGGAUAACUGAAUAUAAACGCCUUGGAUUUAAACAUCCAAUAGAAAUACCAUUAAGAACAAUGAUUAUAAUUCAGAUGCCAGCUUUGGAUUUGCGACAAUUAUGCUUAUUAAAAUUAGCAAAUGAUUUGAAAACAAAAGAUGAUAUAAUGACAUUAGAAAUACCUAGAAUACUUCAAAAAGAGCUAAUACAAAUGAUUUUAAAUAAAGCAGAAAGUAAAUUUAAAUUAACUAACUCGUGAAGAAAUCUUUUAAACCUAAUUAGGUUACGUUAUUGUUAUAAUCAAAAAAAAUGUAUCAAAAUGUUAAUACAAUUCUUAAAAAAAAUUGUAUUUGUUGGUCUCUAAAUUCAGAAAUUUGAAAUUUUUAAUUAUAUUACUUUUAAGUAAGUUUGCUUUCAAUGUAUUUAAUUAAUUAAUAUUUAUUUGUAAGUCUAUAUAAUUCAUUAUUAACAAUAUAUUUAUUAGUAAAAUAUGAAUUUGUAUUCAUUAAAAAACAGCCAGAUAUUCACUAAAAAUGCUUAAAUUAUUCUAGUAUGAACAGAAAAAAACUAUCUGGAUUGAAAUGGUUAACUAUACUUGGAAUUUGUUUUAUAUUUUUUAAAAUCAUAUACAGAAUAAUUAUUUUAUUGUUAAACAAUCAUUAUUUCUCAAAGUAUAGCUUUUUUUUAAAAAAAAUAAAAACGUUUUGAAAAUUCUAGAAAUAAGCAGAUCUAAAAUGUUACAUCGCCAUUAUUCUUUAUUUUUUGGUGAACAGAUAUCAACUAUUAAUUUUCAAAUGGUAACCUACAUUUAAAGUUUAAUAAAUAAAUAGAGUAUUAGUUUAAAUAAACUUUGGUAUGGAUAUUUUUUAUUUCUGUCAAGCCAUUCAAAAGAUAUUCCACUUUCAUGUUUAGGUAGGAGGAGAGUCUGUAGUAGAGCACUUUUUAAAUGGCGUGCAUCAUGCAGCCACAAAUGAUACUCUAAUACUUUACUCUACAAAAACUUGUGGAAUAAUUCUUGAAUGGCUUGAUGGAAAUAAAAAAUGUCAAUACCAAAAUUUAUUUAAAUUAAUACUCUAUCUAAUUAUGAAACUUUAAAUAUAGGUUACCAUUUGAAAAUCAAAAGUUGAUAGUUUGUUUCACACUCAAAAUUAAUUGUGACAAAAAAAUUAUUUUUUGAAUGUCAAUAAUUUGCAAAAUUAUGAGUGAUCAGCAGUAAAAGAAUCACCUGUAUAGCAGCAUUGAAUCAUAUGUAACAAAAAGUGUCAAAAACACUUAUUUAUGCAGUAAAAGAUGAAAUAUACAUUCAAAAUGGUCAAAUGAUGAAAAAUAUGCACUACAAAUUAUUUAAUUUCUACAUAGGCCAUGAAAUAAAUGUUAUGCUAGUUUACCAUACAAUACGAUCAACUAGAAUAAAUAUACAAAUACAUACAUAUCUUUAGUCUAAAGAUAAUUUGGUGUAGUUUAUGUUUACACAUAAUAUAUACAAAGUGUUAAGAG